Messenger RNA from Ricinus communis (castor bean), 807 nucleotides. Its product is annotated as probable inactive receptor kinase At2g26730. The record is from RefSeq and is a predicted model, not a curated record. Gene Ontology annotation, molecular function: protein binding. Bases 1 to 807 code for a protein of 268 amino acids. NCBI's taxonomy places the organism in Eukaryota, Viridiplantae, Streptophyta, Magnoliopsida, Malpighiales, Euphorbiaceae. The transcript has a single exon.
AUGGUUCGAAUUCCUUUAUUGGUGCUACCCAUUUUUGUCUUGCUGAUUUCCUUUCCAGUAUCAAAUUCAAUAGAGGUAAGCGUGAGGCAGUCACUAGUGCAGUUCAUGCAGAAACUUUCAUCGGGAAAUAGGCAAAAUGACCAGAAUUGGGGUUGGAACAUGACUUCAGACCCCUGCAAUGACAAUUGGGUGGGUGUUUCCUGUGACUCACAGUUUCAAACAGUAACAAAGAUAGUUCUCGAUGAUUUCAAUUUUACUGGAUAUUUUGAUGCCAGUUCUCUAUGCAUGCUAAACUCUCUUGUCGUCUUGAGUCUGACAAGGAACAACGUUGGUGGUUCGGUACCUGCAGAGAUAGGAAACUGCGAAGGUCUAACUCACUUGUAUCUAAGGCAUAAUCGAUUCUCCGGUCCUAUUCCUGAGACUCUUUCACAGUUGAGUAACUUGAAAAGGCUUGAUAUCUCCAACAAUUAUUUCUCUGGUGAGAUUUCUGGUCUCUCUCGAAUUUCAGGGUUGGUAUCUUUGCUUGCUCAAGAAAAUCAACUUAGUGGGGUAAUACCGGAUCUCGACUUCUCCAACCUUCAGGAAUUCAACAUCUCACACAACAAUUUUACAGGUCGAAUUCCUGAUAUCCCGCGCAGGUUUUCUGCAGACAACUUCAUUGGUAAUCCAGGACUAUGCGGAAAACCACUAAAUGAAUGUCCGGCUUUAGCUGCUCCAGCGCCGUCACCAGUAGCAGAAGCUCCAGAAUCAUUUAAAAAUAAAAUCAAGCUUAUUAUAUUUGCCUUCGCUAUCAUAGCAAUUAGCUAA